This is a messenger RNA of Zootoca vivipara (common lizard), 1186 nucleotides long. RefSeq names its product N-alpha-acetyltransferase 80, NatH catalytic subunit (gene NAA80). Lineage: Eukaryota; Metazoa; Chordata; Lepidosauria; Squamata; Lacertidae. Gene Ontology annotation, cellular component: cytoplasm. Gene Ontology annotation, molecular function: N-acetyltransferase activity; acetyl-CoA binding. The record is from RefSeq and is a predicted model, not a curated record. Gene Ontology annotation, biological process: protein acetylation.
AACGAGCGAGGGCGAGAGCAAGAUAGUUCUGCUCUGCAAAGCCGGAGGAAGCGGGAAGAGCUGAGCGCGCGGCUGAGAGCCCCGGCCGUUCGCUAGCAUGAGUGAGUCAAGCUCCCUGUGUCCCAUGUAACGUUUCGUCGCUUGGUCCUCUGGUGGUGAGAAGAAUGGGGUCUGUUUCAGAGAUGCUCACAGCGGUGCCCCUUCACCAGAGGCCUGAUCUCCUAGAGGCCUGUGCCGACCUCAUCAAUGAAGAGUGGAAAAGGAGCAGGACCUCCCGCAUCCACUCCCUGCAGAGAUCCAGCAACAGCUUCCCCAUGUGCCUGGUGCUGAUUAGGACCCAGAGGUCGGUGGAGGACACCACAGAAGGGAAGACGGCCAAGAGUCAGUGCCAACUCCUGGGGCAUGCCAGGCUGUCCCGUGUGGUUGGCCAGCCCAAGAGCUUGUUUGUGGAGACAGUGGUUGUCGCCAAGGCCCUCCGGGGAAAGGGCUACGGCAGAAAGCUGAUGGAAGCUGUUGAGCAUUACGCCAAGUCCCGUAGCUAUAAGCGCCUGCACCUCACCACCCACGACAAGCAGCAAUUCUACGCCCACCUGGGUUACAGCUUGUCCAAGCCAGUUCAGUGUGCGGGAUUCGCGAGUUCCCUUGUACCUAUGGAGUUUCUGGAGAGCUUCUCUCCCCUUCAGCAGGACAAAGAACUUCCCACAGGGUCUGGGAAGCGUGAGCCAAGUGCAUCUUGCAGCAGUCGAUGCAGAGCAAGCCUUCCUCCAUUGCCACCUUCAGCACACCUUUCCUCAUUCACAGUUUGCUCAGUGGCUUCUCCUCCCCCACCACCGCCAUUGCUUCCUGUUCAUUCUGAUCAGCCAGCAGCCGCCACCAUUUCUCCCCCUCCCUGCCUGUCAGCUUCUGUAGCUUCCCAUGGUUCCUCACCCCAGGCCAUGAAUGCUUCUGUUCCGCCCUCGCAAUCAGCCACCGUGCCUCUUUUUGCUGCAAACCUUCCUCCCCCUCCCCCGCCUCCUCUUCCUCCCCCUCCGCUCAUGGCCCUUUCGGCAGGCCAUCCUGAUUCCUGCAAAUCUGCUUCUUCUGGCCCGUCGGGGGACAAAGACCAGAGCCAGCUGUUUCUAGAAACACCAUAUCGUGACCUGAAAGGGCGGCCCAUAUUCUGGAUGGAGAAGGACAUCUGACCCUU